AUGUCCUCUCCUGGAGAGUAAGUUCUCAUCUUCCUCUCGCUCUCUCUACCAGUGGCAGUGCUUCCAGCGUCUCCUUGUGUAGUUCCCCUCGAUUAUCGGCGGUAUUUUUCUGGUGGUAAUCGCUGCUGCAGAUUGAUCGAUAGAAAGGGCUUGCUGGAUCAUUCUUCGAGAGAAAUAUUUUAUGUGUACAUGUCUUUUUUUGUUGAUGCAUAAUGUUAUGUUCGUCCUCAGGUGGUGUGGCGUCUUUGUUCUGAUUUAUUUAUAAUGAAUAAUCUGCGAAUUCGUGAAGAAUCUUAGAGAAUCAUCUUUGCUCGUGGAAGGAUUUCGUGAGAAAAAUAACCCUAGGUGAAGAAAAUUUCAUCUAAUUCCUGAUCUGGUAGCUAUGUUCCGUCUUCUCGACUUGACCGAUGGCUAAAGCCAGGAACGUUACCUUCUCGCGUAUCUUGGGCAACUGGACUGUUCGUCCACGUUUUUUAUGCCGGCACAUGAUUCAUCUCGUAAUGAUGAUGAUUGUUGACGGUAUAGACGGCAAAGCUCGAUCUCCAUUUCCUUCGGUGGAUAUUGACAAAACAGCCAAAAACCCCUUUCGCAGGCCAUUAAUUGUCCUUAUCCGCAAUGGCAUGAUUUUAUUUUCCCUGGCAUCCUAGUAGUUUACUUGAAUGUGUGAAGUGUUUUAUGAUGAACCUUCCUUCUUGUCUCCCCAUUCAAUAACCUCCCAUCAUCAUGACAAAGGGAAAUAUGAUGAUAUUCUUCAAGAACGAGAACCUAUGCCCCUGGUCUGAUCUCGGGAAAUUGGUUGUGUUCUCCUUUUCUCAGAAAAAGAAAGAAUGGUUGUUCUAGCCUCUAUAUUAACCUCAUGUUGCAUUGGUAAAUGUCAUCUUGACAAAGAGAGGAAAAGUUCAUGCGAAAUAUGCAGCAAAGCAGAAAAAAUCUUCUUGAUUCCCAAAAGCUCCUUUGUCUGCCCCAAAUUCCAUCAAGGAUUAGAAACGUAAAAACUGAUGCUGCUUUUUUCGAUCCCAAGAAACGAUUCAAUCGUGACCAAAUGUUCAGCUUGUAAUCUUUGUGGAGAUUUAAUGAGCUUCAGAUUUUCCCAGUUUAUAAUUUUCCCUCUCUCCGUCCCUUCCUCUCUCUCACUCACUCUACCUCUCCCUCCCUCUCAUUCUCUCCAUUUCUCUCCCUCCAUGUGAAAUUCGUCUGAUUUUUUUCCUUCUGUUAUUAGACAGAUUCCCUUCUUCUUCUCAACUAUCAUCACUUUCCGUUAGAUCUGCAAGAAAAUUAAUGACUCAUAGCUUUACGCCUUUUCUUCUGAUGCUUUCAGGUGGUACAACUCUCUUCCACCGAUAACGAAGGGAUAUGGGACUCUAUGCCUACUGACCACUGUGAUCUGUAAGCUCGGAGUGGUUCAGCCUGUGCACAUCGCACUGUUUUACGAGAGAGUGUUUCCGCGCUUGGAGGUGCAGUAAUUUCCCAUCUCAUCUCUCUACCGUCGUCUAUUCACUGUCUGAGUUGCCCAUCGCACAUAGCCCCAACGGAAUACAAUCCACGCCGCCACCACCCCAUCCUGUCUCAUGUGAUGUUCUAAGCAAGCACACAUCCCCGAUUGCCUAAUUUGUACAGUGCCAUCCAUCUUUUUCUGACAUCCUCUGGUUCUCUCCAGGUAUGGAGGUUGAUCACAAACUUCUUCUUUCUCGGCCCAUUUUCGUUCAACUUUGGAAUCCGUCUACUGAUGAUGUAAGACACCCAUCGCCUGCUCUUCCUCUCAUGCAUGAAAGGACAAACACGAGCUCUCCCCUUAUGGGUCCCCCUCACUCGCAGAGCAAGGUACGGGGUAAACCUGGAGAAGGGCCCGUUUGACCGCAGGACGGCCGAUUUCCUCUGGAUGUUGAUUUUUGGAGCAUUAUCUCUCUUGGUAUAUACCCACUCUGUUCACCCCAGACUUCGACUCUUCCAUCUCUUUCCUACCUGACGCGUCCUUUUCUUCCCAGGCUUUCUCCUUGAUCCCUCCACUGUGGACCCCGUUCCUGGGGAUUUCCUUGGUCUUCAUGCUUCUCUACGUCUGGAGCAGGGAGUUCCCGGAUUUGCAGGUCAACCUGUACGGCCUUGUGGCCCUGAAGGUAAUUCAUGGGCUCUGUAGGUGUCUGGUUUGCGAGAGACGCUCUCUCUCUGUGCUAACAUGUGAUGGGGGCUGGCGUUCGUAGGCAUUCUACCUGCCGUGGGCGAUGCUGGCUUUGGAUGUGAUCUUCGGCUCCCCCCUUCUGCCCGACCUCCUGGGCAUCGUAGCCGGUCAUCUCUACUACUUUCUGACCGUCCUUCGCCCUCUGUCCACCGGGCAGAACCUCCUCAAGACGCCUCUCUGGCUGUAUCCUUUCCCGUUGACUUUUCUUCUUGAUGGCCCAUCUUCUUGUGCGCUUCUGUUGCGCGGGAUCGUCUCUUUGAGUUCCUUGACCAGGUACUUCCGCAGACAUCGGUUGGUGGCGAGGUGGGGCCUUGGCGCCCAGGUGUACCCUGGGACUCGUAGAGCGAGUGUUGCGGAGGGUGCCGCUUCAGCGGGGAGGGCCUUCUCUGGGAGGAGCUACAGGCUCAACAGAUGA
This is a messenger RNA of Spirodela intermedia, 2591 nucleotides long. The record is from the annotation of a GenBank genome assembly. Lineage: Eukaryota; Viridiplantae; Streptophyta; Magnoliopsida; Alismatales; Araceae.